AUGGUCAGACUCCAAGGAGAGAGCAAGUGCCACAUCUGUCUGGAUGCUCUGACCGAACCAGACACCACAGAAUGUGGACAUAACUUCUGUCACUCUUGUGCCUAUAACUUCUUUGGGGAACAGGAAGUCGUACCCUGUCCCGUCUGUAGAAGUGAUUGCCAAAAGCAGAACAUCACAAGCAAUGCUCAGCUUGGGGAGAUGGUUAAAAUGGUCCAGCAGUUCCAAAACAGGGCAAGCCAGAUUGAGGAGACCAGAACCAGCUGUGAGAGGCACAACCAGGUCUUGACCCUCUUCUGUGAAGAUGACCUGCAGCUGCUGUGUGACCGGUGCGUCGGGCCACAGAGCCACAACAGCCACCACGUAACAUCCAUUGCACGGGCUGCCUCUCAUCACAGAGAAAGGCUUUGGGGCUUACGCAAGCUUCUGAAGAGGGAAAUGAGACAGGCUGAAGAGUUAAGACGCAUUCAAGAUGACGGGACCCAGGCCUUGAGGGAGCAGGCAGAAGCCCAGAGGUGUAAACUGAACUCUGAGUUUGAGCGGCUCAACCGGUAUUUGGAUCGGGAACAGCAUGCGGCUUUCUCCAGGCUAAAGGAGGAAGAGAGGGAUAUCAGGCAGAAACUGAGCACAAAUAUAGAGGCAUUUGAAAAACGGAUUUCUACACUCAAAAGUCUCCUGAACCUUGCGGUGGCAGGCAAGACGUCCUCAGAAGUAGAUCUGCUGUCGACAGUCAAGAAUUUCUACAAGGAUUACGAGAGUGUGAGUAACCCAGACAUCUUUUCACCUCAGUUAAGAAGAGAAGCAUACACCUUUCCUCUCCAGUAUUCAGCGCUACAAAAAAUUAUACAGCAAUUUACAGUUCAAGUAACUCUAGACCCGGACACAGCCCAUCGAAACCUGCUUGUUUCUGAGGAUAAAAAAUGUGUUACAUUUUCACAGAAAAAACAACGUGUUCCUGGUUCUUUAAAAAGGUUUACCAAGAGCCAUGUUGUGUUGGGGUCUCCGUAUUUUAGUUCUGGGAGACAUUUCUGGGCGGUAAAGGUAGGAGAGAAGUCCGAGUGGGCUGUUGGAAUCUGCAAAGCCAAUCUUUCCAUUGGGGCAAGGCAGUCCUUGAUCCCUCCCGGGUGCUGGAUGAUUGUCUGGAAGGGUGACUGCUUCGAGGUCUCAGGAGGAGCAGCCCCAAAGUGUUCUCAGCUGAAAGCCACAAGGCCCAGAGUCAUUGGCAUUUUCCUGGACUAUGAGCUGGGAGAGGUCUCCUUUUAUAGGAUGCCUGAGAAAUCUCACAUCUGUACUAUCAGGGACACUUUUACUGAGCCUGUUUGCCCUUAUUUCUACGUAGGAAAUAAUUCCGAACCUCUUAGCCUCUGCUCUGCCACAGAUGCUGAGUGA
Peromyscus eremicus (cactus mouse) is the source of this 1386-nucleotide messenger RNA. RefSeq names its product tripartite motif containing 75 (gene Trim75). The coding region runs from base 1 to 1386 and encodes 461 amino acids. Gene Ontology annotation, molecular function: protein binding; zinc ion binding. The record is from RefSeq and is a predicted model, not a curated record. Lineage: Eukaryota; Metazoa; Chordata; Mammalia; Rodentia; Cricetidae. The transcript has a single exon.